Molecule: messenger RNA, 486 nt
Organism: Stylonychia lemnae
Lineage: Eukaryota; Ciliophora; Spirotrichea; Sporadotrichida; Oxytrichidae
Source: the annotation of a GenBank genome assembly
AUGCAAUCAAAUGCAGUGCAUCAUCAUUAGUUAGUGUAGUUGGUCUAUCCAAUGUCCCAGCCAACUAUUUGGAUCAGAGCUUUUGACUUUUACUUUUUGGGAUUAAAUCUCCUAGUUCUGUUGAUCCAGGCAUUCUUCAUGAUAGCAAUUCUGAAAUUUGAUGUGCUUUUUACAAUUCUAUUCUGCAUUUUCUGGUGUAUUUGCCCUCUCUACAACUUUCUGUUCUUGCUAUCCUCAGAAACUUACAAGUAUAACCUGCUUUUGUCAAACUACUGGGUCAUGUGGUUCGUGGGCAUUUGCCAACUUGGUCUUAUCCUUAUCAGCUGGCAACUGUUUGUUGGCGACUUUGCACAGUACUUAGGACUGCCGCUGUCACCUGCUACUGUGACUAUUGCUAUUCUAUUACAGUUCUGCUACUUUACUAAUGCUGUACUCUUUGUACUGUAUGGCUACUUUUUAUCAAAGGAUAUGCAAUUAAGAGGCUGA